Messenger RNA from Closterium sp. NIES-67, 1565 nucleotides. NCBI's taxonomy places the organism in Eukaryota, Viridiplantae, Streptophyta, Zygnematophyceae, Desmidiales, Closteriaceae. The record is from the annotation of a GenBank genome assembly.
UCAGAGAGAUCAGCAUUUCUGGUGGUAUUAUUGCUGGUUUCCUGAACAGAAAUAGAGGAAACAGCAUCCCGUGUCGCCUAUUCCUCUUUAGAAUAGGAGUUUCGGCUCAGUUGGCCCUUACCGGAAAUUAGUAUCACCGCCGUAUCUCCCUCUUCCGCGAGUAGAAUACAGAGAUGUCGAAGCCUUAUUGGCUCGUGUCUCUGCCGCUGCAUGGAUCUAGGGAGAGCACGUGGGGAACGCUACAGGACAACAUUAACAGAUCUCUGUCCGACCUUCCUUUCUAUAAGCUCUACGUCCCUGGUCUGCGCGUGGGCACGCUAGACUCUCUCCUUGCCCUCAGCGAUGACCUCGUCAAGGCUAGUGCGCACGUGGAGGGGGUGACGAACAAGAUGCGGCGGCAGAUUGAGGAGCUCGACCGGGUGCAGGGCACCAGUUCCGGCGCUCUCUCAGUCGACGGCGUCCCUGUCGAUUCCUACAUGACCAGCUUCCAGUGGGAUGAAGCCAAGUACCCCUUGACCACUCCGCUACGGGAAAUGGUGGAGUCGAUCCAGGAGUCCGUCAGCAAGAUAGAGGACGACCUCAAGGUGCGGGCAUCAGAGUACACUACUGUUCGCAGCCAGCUGAGUGCAAUCAACCGCAAGGCUGGUGGCAGCAUGCUAGUCCGCGACCUGUCCAGCAUAGUCGAGGACAGCGACAUCAUCGUAUCGGAGCACAUGACCACGCUGCUGGUUGUGGUGGCCAAGUACUCCGAGAGGGAAUGGCUCGCCUCGUACGAGACCCUCUCCACCUUCGUGGUGCCCCAGUCGUCGAAGAAGAUUACAGAGGACAACGAGUAUGCGCUCUUCACUGUGACUCUCUUCAAGCGAGUGGUUGACACCUUCAAAGUGGCGGCCAGGGAGAAGGGCUUCCAGGUGCGCGAGUACGAGCACGACCCUGACGGCGCGCACCAGAGGAAGGAGGACCAGGAGAGGCUGCUGGAGGACAGUGCGUCCAUGUCCGCGUCGCUCCUGCAGUGGUGCCACGUGGGAUACGGCGAGGUCUUCGCUGCGUGGAUGCACAUCGCUGUCAUCCGCCUCUUUGCUGAGAGCAUCCUUCGUUACGGCCUCCCUCCUGCCUUCCUACCUGCUCUCAUGACCCCCUCCCAGCGUUCGGAGAAGCGACUUCGGUCCCUUCUGGAAACCUUGAGCAGCACAGAUAACAGUGAGCACUGGAGGUCGACAGAGAGUGAUGCCAGCCUGGCAGGGUUGACUGGCGGGGACCACGACUUGCAUCCCUAUGUCUCCAUCACCAUGAAUGUCGCACUGUAGACGCGACGAUCGGGCACUGUAGAUGCGUGCUAACGGAUUUCUGCACUGUAUAUUGUCAGCCUGGCCGGAUUGACUUCCGCCUUGCAGCCCAAUUGUCCACUGCCUGUACCAUCCUGAAUUGUUGCUCUGUAGAUGUGAUAUUUCUGCACUGUAGAUUGUGGUACUCUGCUGCAGUAGCUCAGCUAUGUUCCCCAUAUUAUUGUUGAACUCCUAACCUUGAGUUACAUGUGUAGAAGUGAAGCUACCCCCUUCUUCUGU